Capsella rubella is the source of this 1677-nucleotide messenger RNA. Its product is annotated as probable magnesium transporter NIPA5. Gene Ontology annotation, molecular function: magnesium ion transmembrane transporter activity. The transcript has 9 exons. Lineage: Eukaryota; Viridiplantae; Streptophyta; Magnoliopsida; Brassicales; Brassicaceae. Bases 281 to 1444 code for a protein of 387 amino acids. The record is from RefSeq and is a predicted model, not a curated record. Gene Ontology annotation, cellular component: membrane. Gene Ontology annotation, biological process: magnesium ion transport.
UUCUUAGAUGCUUCCUCACUUCUUCACUUUCUUCUUCCCUUCACUCUCUCUCUUCUCUCUAACAUUGUUACUUUUUUGUGUGAUCUACAACAUUUGCUCUCCAACACCCAUAUCUUAUCUCUUUAUCCAAAGCCACCAACUUGGUUCAAGAUCUGUAAAGGUUCUGGCUUUUCACUGUCAAUCGUAGAAUCGAGCAUACCCAGUUGCCAAAGUUUCGAUCUUUGGCAUUGUGGGUUAAAGAUUUAGGAGUUUAGGGUUUGGUUUUGUGUUGUUAGAAGCAAUGGUGGAUUCUGGUGGUGGUGGAAGUUGGAGAGAUGCGUAUAAAGGGAUGUCGUCGGAUAAUGUAAAGGGUUUAGUGUUGGCUUUAUCUUCAAGCUUGUUCAUUGGUGCUAGCUUCAUUGUGAAGAAGAAAGGACUUAAGAAAGCUGGUGCUUCUGGUCUCAGGGCAGGGUCUGGAGGUUAUUCAUACUUGCUUGAGCCUCUCUGGUGGAUAGGCAUGAUAACAAUGAUUGUGGGGGAAAUUGCAAACUUUGCUGCAUAUGCGUUUGCACCUGCCAUUCUAGUUACUCCUCUUGGUGCGCUUAGCAUUAUUAUCAGUGCUUCUCUUGCACAUAUCAUGUUACAUGAAAAGUUGCACACUUUCGGGAUCCUUGGUUGUGCUUUAUGUAUAGUUGGUUCAGUAACAAUUGUGCUACAUGCUCCACAAGAACGAGACAUUGAAUCCGUUUUAGAAGUAUGGAAUCUUGCAACAGAACCUGCUUUUCUCUUCUAUGCCGCGGGUGUGGUAGGAGCAGCCAUCUUACUUAUAGUUCAAUUCAUACCACUUUAUGGGCAGUCCCAUGUCAUGGUAUAUAUAGGUGUCUGCUCUCUCAUAGGAUCAUUAUCGGUUAUGAGUGUGAAAGCGCUCGGGAUAGCAUUGAAACUCACUUUUUCUGGAACAAAUCAAUUAGGAUACCCGCAAACAUGGGUUUUCACUGCGAUAGUUCUUAUGUGCGUAAUUACACAAAUGAACUAUCUAAACAAGGCGCUUGAUACUUUCAACACAGCAGUGGUUUCGCCCAUAUAUUAUGUUAUGUUCACUUCAUUGACGAUCUUGGCUAGUGUCAUCAUGUUUAAGGAUUGGGAUGGGCAGAAUGGAACACAGAUCAUGACAGAGUUGUGCGGGUUCGUCACGAUCCUAUCUGGAACGUUUCUUCUUCACACAACAACGGACAUGGUUGAUGGCGAGCCUAAAGGAAAUUUACCAUCAGAGAGUCAUCUGCUUCUGCGACUUCCAAAAAUUUCCGAAGACAGCAAAGGGUUUGUACAGGAUGGCAUCAUUCUCAGUCUAAGACGCCAAGAGUCAGCAAAGUCACCACGGCCUGCACGUCAGAUCAAGCAACAAGAAGAGGAUCUCGAAGCAGCUGUACCACUUCGGAGACAAGAAAGUUCAUCACGUGUAUAAGGUUUCUUUGCCUAUAUAUAUCCGUAUAUAUAAUCUAUACCUCAAGGGCUUCAGCGCCUUAGUAUCAUUGUCUGAAGAGACAUCAUUCUUAUAAUUAGCUGAGCCAUUUUUCCACACUAUCAUUUUGCUAUACUGAAAAGUUGGCGUCCUCGGAAAUGUGACUGUUUAUACGCGAUAUCCGACAAAACAAUGAACGUGUAAUAUUGUCUUGAGCAUCAUCCUCCAUUCUCACA